This is a messenger RNA of Hansenula anomala, 2314 nucleotides long. Its product is annotated as cullin family protein. Lineage: Eukaryota; Fungi; Ascomycota; Saccharomycetes; Phaffomycetales; Wickerhamomycetaceae. The record is from RefSeq and is a predicted model, not a curated record. Gene Ontology annotation, cellular component: Cul4-RING E3 ubiquitin ligase complex. Gene Ontology annotation, molecular function: ubiquitin protein ligase binding. Bases 44 to 2314 code for a protein of 756 amino acids. The transcript has a single exon. Gene Ontology annotation, biological process: protein ubiquitination; DNA damage response; ubiquitin-dependent protein catabolic process.
GUGUCUACUAAUAGGAGCCAACUUCAAUCAAUUUCAAGGCAAAAUGUCCUCCAGAGUCAUCAGAUCACACUCCAAGGGAUCUUCAAAAUCUAAACCAUUAUCACCAUAUCUCAAUACAGUUUAUGAUCAAUUAAAUGAACAAAUAGAUAGAAUACUUGGUGACUUCACCCCAACUGCAAAAGUUACAAUCAGUUACCAAAAGCUCUAUAAGUUUGUUGAGUUCUUGUGUCGUGAUAAGAUGCAAUCCAAAAUAGCUGCCACCCUAUUUGAGAAACUAGAUGCAUUUAUAAACAAAAUUGCAGAUAUAAUAUAUCAAGCAUACUGGGACUUAGGGCAUGACGAACUAGUCGGAAGAUUUGUUGAGUUGGCAACUAUUAUUGAUGUUAAAGUCACUGCUUUGGAAAAGAUACAUCUAUACCUUGAUAGAACAUAUCUUUUAAAUCAUCCUGCGAAGAAAACAAUAGUCAGACAUGCAAUGUGCACUUUUGUUGAAAGCUGUGCUGGUGUAGAUAAUGGAAAUGGUGAUGAAUAUAAAAAAGAUGUUUUAUACCAAGUUGUGAUGGAGUUUACUUUUAUACUAGGAAAGUUAAGGGAUGGAAAUUUACAUGUUGAACCAUUACUCCUCAGGUCAUACCAUUAUUUGCACAAAAUCUUCUACCUGACACAGAGAAAUGAUUAUCUUGACAAUGAGAUCUUUUCACGGCAAGAGGAUUUCUAUCAGGAGGAGCAGGAUGCUAUUAUUACUUGUCGUGAUACAUCACCCGAACUUCCUGACUUUAUAGUCGCCCGUUGUGAUUCAGCAGAUGAGAUUUUUGAUACAAUGUACAAAAUGAUCCUAAGAGAGCUUCAAUUUUGGGGAAAAACAGAUGCAGACGACAAAUUCAAGUUGAAAAUAAAAGAAUAUGCUGUUGAAAACCUUAUUUUUCAUGAUUUUGAUAAACAAGCAGUGCAAUUUGUGAAACCUUUGUUUGUUAGUAAAAACUAUUUAGGGGUUUCAAGAAUGUUUAAGUUUGUAAUAAACUCAUCAACUUCCAUCAGUUCAAACAAGUACUUGAAAACUUUUUUGAAUAUCUGGUAUUCAUAUGUUUGUGAUUAUCUUCAUCUGUUACUCAAGGAUACACAACAAGAUAUGGUUGAAAAAUUAAUUAAGGCAAAAAAGAAUUUGACUCUGAUAAUGCAGAAAUAUAUGGAUUCAAAUUCAGAAGUUGAAUUUAAGUUGAGAGAAGCUUUUAGAACUUCUCUGCAUAGCUCAAAUAAAGAUACUGAGAUUCUGAGCAAGUUACUGAAAUAUAUUGAUAAUUUUUUCAAAACGGUUGAUCCUUCCAAUACAGAAGAUAAUCUCAAAGUUGUUGAUGAUUUAUAUCUGAUUUUCAAAUCUGUCAAAACGAAAGCUACAUUUAUCAAACAAUACCAACGUGAUCUAUCAAGGAGAUUAAUCAUUGGUGUUUCAAAAGACAAGGAUUUGGAAAAAUCAUUGAUAUCUAAGAUUAGAAACGAGGUUGGUGAUGAAGAUUCCAAGCCAUUGUUGACAAUGUUUGAUGAUUUACAAAUCAAUGAAACUGUUGCUUCAUCCUUUAAAGAGAAGUUAUCAACUGUUGAAGCUAAUUCGUUCACAGGGUUUGAUCCAUUGGUUUUGAACUCUAAGGCAUGGCCAAUUCCCAAAGCUAGCAUCAAGAUACCUGAUGAAAUGAAUGAUUUAAUGACAAGGUUUCAAAAGUUUUACUUAGAGACCCAUGAUAAGAGAAAGUUAAACUGGUGUCCUGCUCUGAGUCAUAUGACGAUCGGUGCUCACUUUCCUAAAGGUGACAAAGAACUUCAGGUGAGUUCAUUUCAAGGUAUCGUACUCUUAUUAUUCAAUGAUCAUGACAAGUUAUCAUUCAAUGAAGUUAAAGAGAUGACUGAGCUGGAUUCAAAAAGUCUCUCAAGUAUCUUGUACUCACUUACUAGUGGUAGAUACAAAAUUUUAAAAAAAGAUUCUGCUGGUAUUUAUUCAAUGAACGAUGAAUUUGAAGAUCGUAAAAAAUCUAUAAAAGUGAAACAAAUUCAAAUGAAACUGAAAAAUGGGGAAGAUGAAGACGUAUGGAUGCAAGAAGUGGAUGAUAAUGUUUUCAAAGCUGAUAGAGAUGAAAUUACUAAAGCUUUUAUUGUAAGGGAAAUGAAGUCAGAAAAAGAGAUGGACCAUGAUGUGCUUAUGAAAAAAACUGUUGAUCGUUUUGUUGUUGAGUCCGCCGAAGUUAAGCGAAUUAUUCAACUCUUAUUAGACAGUGAAUAUAUUGAAAGAAUCGAGACAGAUAGGUAUAGAUACAUUCCUUGA